UAUUAUUAUUUUCUAUAGAUUUUUGGCAUCUGGAGACAGUAUGACAAGUCUCUAUUAUUCUUACCGAAUAUCUUUAAUAUCUACAUCUAAUAUAAUUAGAGAAACAACAAGAGUAAUAUGGGAUGUUCUUGCGCCAGAUGUUUUUGUAAAGCAGAUUGAAGAAGAUUGGAAAAAGGUAGCAAAAGGCUUCGAAGAGAAAUGGAAUUUUCCACAUUGCAUUGGUGCAAUCGAUGGGCAGCAUGUUGUAAUACAGGCUCCUCAAAAUAGUGGAUCAUUAUAUUACUACAAUUAUAAACACUCCCAUAGUGUUGUUUUAUUAGCGGUAGCCGAUUCCAAUUAUUCUUUUGUUAUGGUUGAUAUUAGAGGCAGGGGACGUGAGAGUGAUGGUGGAAUAUUUAAAAAAUCUAAUAUGGGCUAUAAAUUAAGUAAAAAUGAACUCAAUAUGCCACCGCCAGAUUAUAUUGGAAAUCAGAGACUACUUCCUUAUGUAAUAGUGGCAGAUGAAGCAUUCCAAUUAACAAAUUUCAUGUUGCGACCAUAUUCAGGACGUGGAUAUACACAACUCCAAGAUGUUAAGAAAGUAUUUAAUUAUCGUCUAUCUCGGGCACGUCGUGUUAUAGAGAAUACUUUCGGUAUAUUAGCAGCCAAAUGGAGGAUUUAUAGGAAACCAAUAAUCUGCGAUGUUAAUACAACCAUCAAUACAGGGUCAUCCACGACGACUGUCCACUAGAACUUUAAAGGGUUUUAGCCAAAAUAAAAAUUUGAAAAUUCAGAUUUAAGUAUUAUCAAUUGCGUUC
Onthophagus taurus is the source of this 797-nucleotide messenger RNA. NCBI's taxonomy places the organism in Eukaryota, Metazoa, Arthropoda, Insecta, Coleoptera, Scarabaeidae. The record is from RefSeq and is a predicted model, not a curated record.